GUACGCACAGCGAGAAAGACGACCAUGGCUGAUAUUUCGAACGAAGAACUUCGUAAAGAAAUCACCGCUAUCCUUAAGGAUGCAGAUCUUACUACUAUGUCAGCUAAGAAAGUAAGGCUACAAAUUGAAGGAAAACUUGAUAUAGACCUUACUGAAAGGAAAAAGGAAGUAGACAAUUUAGUCAUGGAGUGUUUACAAGAAAAACAAGAUGGAGCAAAGAAAAAGAAGAAGACCGCUAGUGAAGAAUCUGAAGAUGGUGAAGAAGAGGAAGAAGAAGGAUCAGAAGAAGAAGAAGAGGAAGAAGAAAAAAAGCCAGCCAAAAGGAGUCCUGCAAAGAAACAAAUUAAUAAACGUAAGAAAGGAUCUUCUGAUGAUGAAGAAAGUGCAAGUGAUGAUGAUGCUAGUGAUGAAGAAUAUAAUCCAAAGAAACCAAAGGCAACACCUAAAAAAAAUAAGCCUGGCAAGAAGGGAAAAAAGAAGGGUAGUGACAGCGACAGUGAUGAAGAUUGGGGUAAAGUUAAGAAAGCUCAGGGUGGAGGAGCAAAGAAAGGUGGUGGAGGUAAAGCUAAAGGCGGAUAUACUCGUGCUAUCACAUUGUCUCCGGAACUUGCUGCUGUUGUUGGUGCUGAACAAAUGGCUCGACAUGAAGUUGUGAAAAAGAUUUGGAGUAUCAUUAAAGAAAGGAAUCUUUAUGAUCCUAAAAAUAAGCAAUACGCACUCUGCGAUGAUGAAUUAUUGAAAGUAAUUGGAGUAAAACGUUUUAGAACUUUUGGUAUGAUGAAGUACCUCAAAAAUCACUUUGUAGAUUAAAUCAUCCUCGAACCACGAAUUCUAACAGGUUAUAAACAUUGUAUAACGUAUUCCAAGAUGCAAAGUGCAUCUUUCCAUCUUUCUCACACGAUACAUAAAUAUACAUACAUACAAACACAAACAUAUUUCUUGCGACUUAAGACUUUAGCCAUGUUUACAUCAUUCCGAUAAACUCUGUUGUCCAUGGUAGCUGCUUUAUCUUAUUGAAUAUAAUCUUAUAUUCGCGAUGUAGCAUCUUAAUUUAUGGGCAUUAUUAAAAGCGCGGCUCGUUAACAUUGUUAAAAGCUGCCCAAAAUGUGUAUGCAAAUGAUGACCCACAAGUAGGAAUCUAUAUAGAUUUGAUCAAUGUCACGAUGAUAUAAAAAGGAAGGGUUGAUACCAUGGACGUGCGGAUGAUUUCGAAAUGUGGAAAACAUUAAAAUGGCCAAUAGUCAAUAAGCUGGUUUUAAGUCAAUGUAUUCAAAGUUAAUGUUUUAUCGUUUGCCUGGUGGUUCUUGUAAACAAUCCUUUUUCACCAAGCAUGAAAAUACGGUGUGCCAUUGUGGCAGUAAAAAGUGAAGCAGUAAAAACUGUUUUAAAUUUUUUUAAAAUGAAUUUUGUUUUUUUUUUUUUAUUUUAUUACGUGACAGUUAAAAAUUGAAGUAGAUUAAAUACUUAGAUUAAAUAAAAUAAUAUUAAUAAUGAUAGCUGAUUGCGGUAAUGCUUAAUUUUUUUUUCUAAUUUUUUUUUCUUUUUUUUUUUUUUUUUUCUAAAUCACUAUUGCCGCCCAAAAAUCACACGAUAUUUUCAUCUUUUUAUUUUAAUAUUGGUUACUUUCUGAAAAUGGAUGUAACAAAGGGACAAUUUUUCAAACAAAGGAGAGAAAGAGAGAAUGGGAAGAGAUAUGUGGUAAGUUAAAAAAAAAAAGUAUGAUAAGAAUUAAGAGAACGACGAUGCGAAAAAUCAACAUCCUGUACCUCUUCUGUAUAAUUGUUACAUUAUACACUGAAAUUAUUAUUAAGCGAAAUUUAAUUGUAUUAUCGUGUAAUUACUAAUUAUUGUCGUAAUAUAGGUUUCUUGGUGUAAAAAAUUGACCUAACUCUUAAGAUUUAAUGGUAAAGUGAUGUAUUCAGUAAAAGUAUGAUGCAUGCAUAUUAAAGAUCACAGUAUGCGCAGCAUUGCGCAAUGUUGAAUUGUAGAAAGUAAGAUAGAUUGAUGAUGCGAGAUGCGGAAUCCUAGUGUGGAUAUACACAUCUCGUUGUAUGGAAAAAUUUGUGUAUUUUGAAUAUAAAUUAAUGAAUGCUGGCCUAAAUUAAUGGAAGCCACGAAGAAAUCAUUGCAAACAUUUGACGAUAAUGAAAAUAUUACGCGUGUUACGAAGUAAAUUAUAAUAAUAGCAGUUUGUUUUCUAAAUGAAAAAAAAAGUACAGGUUAUGCCAAGAUAUUUCGUGAAUGUAUUUGAAAACAUCAUUAAAAAGAUAUUGCUUUCA
Apis laboriosa (Himalayan honeybee) is the source of this 2279-nucleotide messenger RNA. RefSeq names its product upstream activation factor subunit spp27 (gene Non2). Lineage: Eukaryota; Metazoa; Arthropoda; Insecta; Hymenoptera; Apidae. The record is from RefSeq and is a predicted model, not a curated record. The transcript has 5 exons. The coding region runs from base 25 to 810 and encodes 261 amino acids. Gene Ontology annotation, cellular component: nucleus.